Molecule: messenger RNA, 2567 nt
Organism: Daucus carota subsp. sativus
Lineage: Eukaryota; Viridiplantae; Streptophyta; Magnoliopsida; Apiales; Apiaceae
Product: WEB family protein At5g55860
Exons: 3
Coding region: 424-2394 (656 amino acids)
Biological process (GO): chloroplast accumulation movement; chloroplast avoidance movement
Cellular component (GO): cytosol
Source: RefSeq, a predicted model, not a curated record
UAAAAAAACAAAAAGACACAGUAAGCAUCAAUCAAACAAAACAGACAUGGCUACAUUACAUGUCUCUCUCCUCGUUGAUUUUGCAACUUGAUUUACAAAACCCUCACGCGCAUCUCUUUGUUUUUUGAACUUUUAAAUCAUACUCCACUUUCUUAGCCUCCUCUUGCUCUCUUUUAACUUCUAAUCAACGCCCCUUUUCUUUACUUGUAGAACUCUCUAUGUAUCUUGUUGAUUUUUCAAGUUUCUUGGAGAUUUGAAUUGGGGUUUCUUGGCUGAUUGUGUUGCUUAUCUUGGUUUUUUGGGUGGAGAUUUGAUCUUUUUGGUGUUUGGUUUCUGGGGUCUUUUGAAAGUUUGACUUUGGGGGUUUAAAGAGUGUGGGAUGAUCGUUGAAGCUGCUGAGAAAAAAAUAAAAUAUCAGUAAAUAUGGUUGCUAAAGACAGUAAGAGUACUGGAUCUCCCAAGGUUCAGGUUGGCGAAAUAGACACAAGGGCACCAUUUCAGUCUGUCAAAGAUGCUGUCAACAUGUUUGGGGAAGGUGCUUUUUCUGGGGAGAGACCAGCAAUCAGGAAGGCAAGGCCUGACUCUGCAGAGAGAGUACUGGCAAAGGAGACACAGCUUCAUUUGGCACAGAAAGAGCUACAUAAGUUGAAAGAGCGAUUACAAAAUGUUGAAACUAUAAAAGCCCAAGAAGCCGCAGAGCUUGAAAGAGCUAAAAGGACCGUGGAGGAACUGUCACAAAAACUUAAAGCAGUCAAUGAGGCCAAGGACAUAUCAACCAAGGCUACAGAAGCUGCAAUGGAUCAGGCAAAGAAACUUGAGGAAUCAAACGGCGGUAUUCCGACUGGAACCGAUAGUGCUUCAAAUUAUGAUUCAGAAGCAACAAGAAAACAAUACACACUUGCUUCUGAUGAGUUAGCUGCUGCAAAACAAACACUACAGAAGAUACGUCAGGAUUGUAAUGCUACUGCAGAAGAAAAGGCUUCUGCCCUCAAGCAAAUUACAGAAGCUGAAGAUGCAGCUAAAGCAAACAUGGUAAGAGCUAGUGAGCUAUCAAAGGAAAUCACAGUUGUCCAGGAGUCCAUAGGGCAGGUGAAGGUUGCAACAACACAAACCCAACAAGAUGAAGCAAAGAUAUAUGCUGAGAAGGAUGUUCAGAAGCAACUUCAUAAAGCUAAGCUUGAAGAAUCUGCGAAGAAAUUGCUUGAAUUGAAGGAGGAAGUUGAUCCUGAACUUACUAAACAACUUGAAUCUGAGUUGGCUGAAGCAGCCAUUGCUAUAGGAGUUAUACGUAAAGAUAUUGACAGUGCGAGAACUUCCGAUCUUGAUUCUGUCAAAGCUGUCACUUCAGAGCUGGACGAUGCUAAGGAUUCGUUGCAAAAAGUUGCAGAAGAGGAAAGCUCCCUCAGAAGCUUAGUAGAAUCCCUAAAGACGGAGCUGGAGAAUGUGAAAAAAGAACAUGCUGAAUUGAAGGAAAAGGAAAAUGAAACAGAAUCUGUUGCUGGAUACCUGCACGUCAAGCUCAGAAAGUGCAAAUCUGAACUUGAAGCUGCUAUUACUGAAGAAUCCAAGGCAAGAGGUGCUUCCGAAGAUUUGAUCUCAACACUUAAACAGUUGUCAGUAGAAUGUGAAGAUGCAAAACAUGAAUCAGAGCUCAUGAAGAAGCAAGCCGAGGAGUUAAAAAAGGAAGCUGAAAAGGAAAAAAUUGCACAUGAAGAAGCAGAAGACGUACUCAAAAUUGCACUCAUGGAAGCAGAAGAAGCAAAGGCCGCUGAAUCUAGUGCCCUUGAUCAGAUAAAAUUAAUGUCUGAGAGAACCAGUGUUGCACGUGCCUCUACUUCAGAAUCCGGUGCUCAAAUCACUCUAUCAAAAGAAGAAUUUGAGUCAUUGAGCCGGAAGGUCGAAGAAUCUGAAAAACUAGCAGAGAUGAAAGUAGCUGCUGCUAUGGCUCAAGUCGAGGCCGUGAAAGCUAGUGAGAACGAGGCCAUCAAGAGGUUGGAGGCUACGCAGAAGGAGAUCGAAGAGAUAAAAGCAGCAACUCAGGAGUCAUUGAAGAAAGCUGAGAUGGCUGAGGCAGCCAAAAAGGCAGUGGAGGGAGAGCUCAGAAAAUGGCGCGAACGUGAACAAAAGAAGGCAGCAGAAACUGCAGCUCGGAUACUGGAAGAAACAGAAAAGUCAAUACAGACAGAGAAGUCAAUAGAGUCAUCACCCAACCACUACACUGUCCAAAAUCAUUACCAACCCGAGAAAGUUGUGAAAUCGAGCAAGCUGGAAAAGGCCAAGACCUCCUUGACAAAAAAAGCACUUGUGCCUAAUCUCAGCGGUAUCUUUCAAAGCAAGAGGAAGCAAGUGGAUGGUGGGUCUAUGUCUUAUCUCCCAGGCGAGAGACCAUUGUAAUACUCAUCUCUGAGCAAAAAUAUGAUCAAGUAUGUACCUUGAGCUUAAUAUUUUGGGUUUGGUUUAGACUGCAUGUAACAUAUUUUGGGAUUGGUUUUUUUCCUUUUUACAUGUGACAAGUGAUAUUUGGUGAAGUUUAAUGAAUUGAUAUAGGAAGUGUUUAUUCUUUGUUU